AUGCAAUCUUUAUCAUCUCUUCGUUUUCUUGCAAUUGGUGAUUCAUUAACUGCUGGUUUUACUAAUUAUGGUUUAUCUUUUCAUCCAUAUUCGAUUCAACUAACAAAUUUAUUUUCAUCUCUGAAUAUUCCAAUAACUGUUGAUCAACAAGGUCAUUGUGGUGAUCAUGUUGUUCCAUCAAUGGUUAAAAGACUUGAAAAACUCUUAUCAAAUAAAGAUAAAUCAUAUUAUGAUUGGAUAAUUAUAUUAGGUGGAGCGAAUGAUUUAAGUUAUAAUAAAAAAGGUGUAGAUAUAUUUAAUCAAGGCUUAAAAUUAAUGUAUAAUAUGGUUCUUGAAAAUACAAAUCAAAAUACAAAAUUAGCUGUUAUGACUGUUAUAGAAAAUGCUCAUAAUUCACCAGAACAUAGACAAGAUAAAGAAAGAGAAACAUUAAAUACAAUGAUUAGAAAUUUUGCUGAGACUUAUGAAGAUAAAACAAGAAUUUGUCUUAUUGAUCUUGAUAAAAAUAUUCCAUAUCAUAGUAUCAAAGACAUUAAUCAAAGAAAUGCUAUUUGGGAUGAUCUUGUUCAUUUGAAAGCUGCUGGUUAUGAUCAAAUGGGAAAAAUAAUUUUCGAAGAGAUUUCUAAAAAACUAAAUCAAUAA
Adineta steineri is the source of this 642-nucleotide messenger RNA. NCBI's taxonomy places the organism in Eukaryota, Metazoa, Rotifera, Eurotatoria, Adinetida, Adinetidae. The record is from the annotation of a GenBank genome assembly.